GUGCACUUUCAUACCGUAUCACCACAUCGCUCACUUUCUAUAUCAACCAUGGCCCUGCGCUCCAUCUCUCGUGUGGGUGGGAAGAUCGGCGCCACUCGCGUGGCUGCCGCCGCUCGGCGCGCGACUGUCUCCGUGCGCGCCGCCCACAACCCCGCCGCGGUCACCAAGAAGGUCUACUUUGACGUCAACAACGGCUCCGCCCCCGCGGGCCGGGUGGUGAUUGGGCUGUACGGCGAUGACUGCCCCAAGACCGCUGAGAACUUCCGCGCGCUGUGCACCGGGGAGAAGGGCUUCGGCUACCAGGGCUCACCCUUCCACCGCGUCAUCAAGCAGUUCAUGAUCCAGGGCGGUGACUUCACCAAUGGCAACGGCACCGGCGGCAAGUCCAUCUACGGCAUGAAGUUCCCCGAUGAGAACUUCAAGUACCGCCACACGGGUGCCGGCAUCCUGUCCAUGGCCAACGCGGGCCCCAACACCAACGGCUCGCAGUUCUUCAUCUGCACGGUGCCCACCCCCUGGCUGGACGGCCGCCACGUGGUGUUCGGCGAGGUGCUGGAGGGGCUGGACGUGGUGGCCAAGGUGGAGAACUCGCCCACCGGCCGCGGAGACAAGCCCGUGCAGCCCAUCACCGUGGCGGCGUGCGGCGAGCUGUGAGGGGAGGGAGGCGCUGUGCAGUGAGGGAGGGGCUGUGAGGGAGCAGCAGCAGCAGUUGCAAUGACAGCAGCAUGUGUAUGGGAAGAAGCAGGGGGAUGCGGAGGGAAGGUGGCAGCAGCAUGGGGUGUUGUGGGAGCGGAUGCAUGCGUCUGCGUAUGCAUGUGCGCGGAGGAGGAGGGUUACAGCCUGGGCGGUUGGGUGUGAGCCACGUGGCUUGCCGAGCGAGGAAAACGUCGUGGUUGUUGGUUGCACUGCUCAGCGUCUUGCUUGUACGGGCUUGGCGGCUUGUUGUUGGUGUUGGGAGCAGCUGUCUCAUCCAAUCCUGGCUACGAUAGUCAGGGAUACUUGAGGGGCGGAGUUCGGUUACGGAGACGUGCACGCGCGCUGGCUGGCAUUGUACGCCACCGUUGCAAGCAACAUGAACAUGGUGUAAGAUCCUGCUGAUAA
This is a messenger RNA of Astrephomene gubernaculifera, 1101 nucleotides long. NCBI's taxonomy places the organism in Eukaryota, Viridiplantae, Chlorophyta, Chlorophyceae, Chlamydomonadales, Astrephomenaceae. The record is from the annotation of a GenBank genome assembly.